This is a messenger RNA of Magnolia sinica, 1389 nucleotides long. Its product is annotated as heat stress transcription factor B-2b-like. Lineage: Eukaryota; Viridiplantae; Streptophyta; Magnoliopsida; Magnoliales; Magnoliaceae. The record is from RefSeq and is a predicted model, not a curated record. Gene Ontology annotation, molecular function: DNA-binding transcription factor activity; RNA polymerase II cis-regulatory region sequence-specific DNA binding. Gene Ontology annotation, biological process: regulation of transcription by RNA polymerase II. The transcript has 2 exons. Gene Ontology annotation, cellular component: nucleus. The coding region runs from base 221 to 1195 and encodes 324 amino acids.
CUUUGGUUUCUCAGAUCUGAAAUUGCUAAAGAUUUGUAAUAUGAUUUUAGAAAAAUCUUAGUUUCUCAAAUUAUAUGUUGAAUCUGAAAAUUUCGAAUACAAUUUUAUGAUUUUGUAAUUCUUAUAUGUUAAUCUUAGAUUUAUGGAAUGAGGGAUUGGUUUAUUGUAUUUUUUUUUUUUUUAAUUCAGAUUAGGGUGGAGAUUAGAUUGAUAGUUGGCCAUGGCUCCUCCAGUGGAGCCGAAUAACGAAUCGACGGCUGCAGAUCCGUCUCACAGAUCUCUUCCGACGCCUUUUCUAACGAAAACGUAUCAACUCGUUGAUGAUAAUUCGAUUGACGACAUCAUCUCGUGGAAUGACGAUGGAUCGACUUUCAUUGUCUGGCGACCGGCUGAGUUUGCCAGAGAUCUUCUUCCAAAAUGCUUCAAACACAACAAUUUCUCCAGUUUCGUCCGCCAACUUAAUACAUAUGGAUUUCGGAAGAUCGUACCGGAUCGGUGGGAAUUCGCGAACGAUUGCUUCCGCCGCGGUGAGAAGCACCUUCUUUGCGACAUACACCGCCGGAAAAUCUCUCCCGCCGCGGCGGCCGUACCAACGGCGACGGCCGUAGUGACGGUGGCUCGCGCUGGAUCUCCGACUUACUCCGGCGAAGAGCAAGUUCUGUCGUCGAAUUCGUCGCCGGCAGCCCCCGCAUCGGCCUGCCGCGCCACCACUUCCAACAGCACGGCGGAGCUGCUGGACGAGAACGAGCGUUUAAGGAAGGAGAACAUGCAUCUGACGCAGGAGCUGACGCAGAUGAAGAAUCUCUGUAACAGCAUAUUCGUUCUGAUGACCAAGUACGCCAAUAGCCAGGGGGAAGGCAGUUUUCAGGCAGAGAAACCGCUAGAUUUGAUGCCGCUGAGACGGUUUUCCGAAGAACCCGACGGAAAUGGCGCCGGUCAGAGCCGAGUGAAAGCAGAGGAGGAAACGAGUCCGGAUCUGAGCCUAAGCCCGAGUCCGAGUCCGAGUCCAAGGUUGUUCGGGGUUCCGAUCGGGGUAAAGCGUUUGCGAGAGGAAGACGAAGGAGAGAAGGAACAUGUCCAGCCACAACCGGCGGGAUCUGAAAUCAAAUCUGAGCCGUUGGAAUCGAGCCCAGAUCAUCGGGACCCUCCAUGGCUGAAAUACUGCCCUCGAACUAACCAAAGGGUGUGUAAUUGAUAGGAUGAACUGAUCAUGCUCCGAGGAGACGCACGCGCCGGAAUGGCCGCACGUGCCCUUCCCUUGUCUACAUAAAAAUAUAACUUUGUAAAUCGGCGUAAAUGUAUUUUGACUCAGGCGCCGAUGGGAAAGCUGUCGUUUUUGGUAGAUUGUUUAUUGUUGCUUGAAGAUAACGUUAUCCUUUUUUUCUUCUC